CGCAUAUGUCUUUUUUAUCACAAAUUUUAUUUAUUUAGGAGCUUCAAGAUAUGAAUAAUAGACGACACACAGAUAAUUUUAUACCAUCACAAAAAUCUCCGAUUCCUUUAAAUCGCUACGAUGAUUUUAUAGAUGAUUAUAGUCCGAAAUUAAAACCAAGGCCAAAAUCCCCUGAACCUAGAUUAGUAGCAAAAGCACUUUACACUUUCGUUGGACAAACAGCAAGGGAAUUAACGUUUAAGAAAGGUGAUAUUAUUUAUAUUCGAAGACAAAUCGAUAAAAACUGGUACGAAGGUGAACACAACGCUAUGGUUGGAUUAUUUCCCGCGAAUUAUGUUGAGAUAAUUCCUUAUGACGGUUCAAAAUCAACAAUAAGAAAAUCUCACGAAGGUCAAGCUCGUGCUAAAUACAACUUCAUCGCACAAACUCAUUUAGAACUUUCGUUAGCAAAAGGAGAGCUUGUUGUAAUAACUAGAAGAGUCGAUGAUAAUUGGUUUGAAGGGAAGAUUGGUGGAAGAAAAGGAAUUUUUCCAGUCUCCUAUGUUGAGGUGUUGAUAGAUCCGAGUGAAGCACCUCAAGUUCCGGCUCAAUCUAAACCAGUUGCGGCCCCGGCCGCUCAUUCUUUACUUUUGAAUGGAUCUUUAGGUGGCAAAGAAUCAAUGGGAUCGCAUAAUUACGUGCCAACCACUCAAAAUACUCAACAAAACGGCCAUCAAAAUGGGGGAUUAACUUACCAUGCUAAACCAGUUCAAAUAACGGGAAGUUUGAAACGAAAUCCUCUAAAUCAAGAGUUACACGUUGAUACGCAAUCAGAACCUUAUGUACCAUAUCGUGCCCUGUAUAAGUACAAACCACAAAAUGAGGAUGAAAUCGAAUUAAACGAAGGCGAUACGGUUUACGUUUUGGAAAAAUGCGAUGAUGGUUGGUUUGUUGGAGCCAGCGAUAGAACAGGAGCUUUGGGAACAUUUCCCGGAAAUUACGUUGAAAGGAUUUAAAAUUAUCCAUUACCUUCAUACUGGCCAGUUUUAAAAAUAUAAAAGAGGCAAUUGAGUGUAAAAAAAUCUUAAAAAAACAACUAUGCUAACAAAUUAAGCGCAUUGCCAAUAAAUGGAGUUAUAAUAAUUAAUAAUAAGAUUAAAUUAAUUUUUAAUAAUUUCAGGAUUAAUCUUUUAGCGUAAUUAUCUAGUCACUAGCCAAAUAUGAGGAUUAGUUAAUUAGCUUUUAGGAAAACUAAUUAAAAAAAAUAGAUCUUAAAAACUAAACAUGAACACCAAAAAAAAGAAACUUUAUUUUUUAUGUAAAU
Onthophagus taurus is the source of this 1303-nucleotide messenger RNA. NCBI's taxonomy places the organism in Eukaryota, Metazoa, Arthropoda, Insecta, Coleoptera, Scarabaeidae. The record is from RefSeq and is a predicted model, not a curated record.